Odontomachus brunneus is the source of this 1516-nucleotide messenger RNA. Its product is annotated as odorant receptor 4-like. Bases 182 to 1402 code for a protein of 406 amino acids. The transcript has 5 exons. Gene Ontology annotation, biological process: detection of chemical stimulus involved in sensory perception of smell; sensory perception of smell. Lineage: Eukaryota; Metazoa; Arthropoda; Insecta; Hymenoptera; Formicidae. The record is from RefSeq and is a predicted model, not a curated record. Gene Ontology annotation, molecular function: olfactory receptor activity; odorant binding. Gene Ontology annotation, cellular component: plasma membrane.
CUCUCAAUAUAACACACUAUAUGAGAUAUGACUAUUGAUCGACUCACCAAGCGCAUACAAAAAAUAUCCUAUUAUUACCUAUCAAGAAACAUAGACCUCUCGUAGGCGCAAGCGCCAUUUCCUGUCUGCACGCAGCGUCUAAUAAUCCAUUCAGUAGCAUUUGCACUUGCGUCGAGUGAUCAUGGUCACUGGCAAACGUGUACAACCCGCGGUCUCGCAGCAGGAUGCGAGUGAUUAUAGUCUUCAGUUGAAUCGUUGGUUCCUGAAGUCAGUAGGUGCUUGGCCGAGAUCAGCCACUACAACAGUCGGAGAAAAAGUGCGGUCAACGAUACAAAUAUUUAUUUGCUAUUCCCUGAUAGCCUUUGCAGUUGUGCCGUGCAUCUUGAACAUUCUGUUCGAGGAGACCGACGUUCAUAUGAAAUUGAAAGCCGUGGGGCCAUUGAGUCAUUGGUGCAUGGGUGGCAUGAAUUACUUUUCGUUAUUGUUUCGUAGUCGCGAAAUACAUCGUUGCAUGCAGCAUAUGAAAACUGAUUGGCGAACAGUGACGGAAUUCGAAGACCGACAAGUAAUGCUAAAAUACGCCAAGUUUGGCAGGUUUGUCGCUGGUUUGUGUGCAGUUUUUAUGCACAGCGGCGUAUUCUCCCAUAGCCUUCUGCAAGGUAUCACGCCAACGAUUGCCUAUAUUGGCAACAAAAGUGUGAUGGUACAUGUGCUACCAUGUCCCUCUUACAGCAAAUUUGUGGAUAUUAGAUAUAGUCCAGAAGGCGAAAUCGCGUUAGUAUUGCAACUCAUAUCUAGCAUCGUUGUCAAUUCCGUGACAGUUAGCGCUUGUAGUCUCGCGGCAGUAUUUGCGAUGCAUGCGUGCGGUCAAUUGAGUGUGCUGAUGAGAUGGUUGGAUCGCUUGGUGUAUGAUCAAAAACAGUUUGACACGGUUCAACGUCGAUUGGCAAUAAUUGUGGAACACCAUUUAAGAGUACUACGUUUCGUAGCACGUAUGGAGGCGCUCUUGAAUCAAAUAUGUUUCGUGGAGUUGUUAGGAUGUACGUUUAACUUAUGUAUGCUCGGAUAUUACACCAUUACGGGAUGGAAUGUAAUAGAAAAACAAACAUCAAUCGCUUAUAUGAUUAUAUACGUGUCCAUGUCUUUCAACAUUUUUAUAUUUUGUUACAUCGGUGAAGUACUUACUGAACAGUGUAAACAAAUAGGCGAAACAGCCUACAUGACUGAAUGGUACCGUUUGCCCCAUAAAACGGCUCUUGGUUUGAUAUUGAUUAUUUCCCGAUCAAGUAUGGUGAUUAAAUUAACCGCAGGAAAAUUGGUCCAUCUUUCUAUUGCCACUUUCGGUGAUGUGAUGAAGACCUCAAUGGUAUAUUUAAACAUGCUUCGGACAAUGACGACUUAAACAAUUACACUAUUUUAUAUAAAAUAUUAGUACAAACUUUCUAGUUGUCAUAAUUCUUUAGAAAUAUAUAUUGUAUUUAAAUAUAUAUAUUGUAUUUAAAUAAAAAUAUAUAGA